GCCCUCGCUGGUCACUAUGGGACGCCUUCACCGGGCGAAGGGGGGGGGGGGGGCGCGCGGAGACCUGCUCCUGCCCAGGUUGGCGGCUUGACGCAUGCGCAGAAUUGGGCUGCGCAGUUACGGCGCUGCGCUGCAUCUUACUUUCUUGCGUCGCUAUAUCUCAGAUCGCGCUGUUAUUUUUCUAGUCUCGUUAUGGCCGAUCUCCGCUUGAGGCAGAUUAAGAUCAAGACCGGCGUAGUGAGGCGAUUGGCAAAAGAAAAAGUUAUGUAUGAAAAAGAAGCAAAACAGCAAGAAGAAAAGAUUGAAAAAAUGAAAGCUGAAGCAUAUGAUGAUUAUGGAAUUAAGAAGCAGAUUGAGAUCUUACAAGAGUCACGAAUGAUGAUUCCAGACUGCCAGCGCAGAUUAGAAGUUGCAUAUGCAGAUCUUACUCAACUACUAGAAAAUGAAAAAGAAUUGGAAGAAGCCGAAGACUAUAAAGAAGCACGUUCCAUACUAGAGUCAGUGAAGCUGGAAGCCUAGAAGUUUUCCAGGACUCUAUAUGCAUUAGCACUGGGUCCAUUCCAUACUUUGAUUUGACUAUGGCUCUAUUACUAUUGUUGGCUUGCUAAUUAAGGUUCCCUUUAUGCAAAUUGGCCUUUCUCUAACUGCAAGAUGCAUCAAAUAAAAGAUGUUCUGAAACAUCUCUGUGUUCCAUAUUCAGACAAAACAGAAACAUUUUCAGUAAGGAAAAAAUUAAGCCUAUUUAAUGUAAGCAUAAUAGUGUAAUAGCUAAUACACAUAACUUAAUCUGAACAAUUCAGACUAAGAAAGUUUAGCUAUGUAAGGAAUGUGAGGGACCAAUAAAUACUUUAGAGGCACCUUAUAUUUGAAAUAAUUUCAAGCCAUUAUAGCAUAACAGUCUGUACUGAAAGAAGAAAUGACCCUUCGACAUCACCCAUCUUUUUUUCUGUGAUGCAAUUUCUUUGUAAUUUUAUCAAGUAUUACUCCUUGUUUAUCUUUGGACCCAAGACAGAAUUAAGAGCUGAUUCAAGAUCUUUCUCAGUUUGCCUAGGGCUGAUUCAUAGAGCCCAAUUCACAUAAUUACCAUUGAUCAAAAUUCUGUUACUUUUUCAAGAAACAGAAUUUAGCAGAUUACUAGUAUGUUGUCAGUUGUAUCUGCUGGUAGAAGUUCUGGACUGAAUGCUUUUUCUGAAAUCGCCUUGGCUUAAGUGAGUUUCUUUGAACAAGGCUUAAAUCCCAGAAGCUGAAAGAGAACUAAUGGGUAAGGGAACAAUGCUUAAUCUGCCUGGAAGACCAAACAUAUACAAAAGCUGCUGUUCUUUCAGAAUGGCUUCUCUAAACAGCAAAGAGUAAGCUCUGAUGAACAAGAAAGCUUUUUACAUUAGUUUUUCUAGUUUGAAAGUUUUUUUGGCAUGUUCCUUAAAGGCAACACAAAGCACAGUAUACUUUUUCUGUGAUGCUAUAUUGAAUACUCUUAUUAAAAUUUGUUGUUAAUUUGCCUGA
This is a messenger RNA of Columba livia (rock pigeon), 1503 nucleotides long. Its product is annotated as tubulin-specific chaperone A-like. Gene Ontology annotation, cellular component: cytosol; microtubule cytoskeleton. The transcript has 4 exons. The record is from RefSeq and is a predicted model, not a curated record. Lineage: Eukaryota; Metazoa; Chordata; Aves; Columbiformes; Columbidae. Bases 193 to 519 code for a protein of 108 amino acids. Gene Ontology annotation, biological process: post-chaperonin tubulin folding pathway; tubulin complex assembly. Gene Ontology annotation, molecular function: beta-tubulin binding.